GAGCCCGGCUGUGGAGCACCAACCAGUCGUAGGAGGGCCGCCGCCAAUAUGACAGCCUCCCAGACCGUUUCGCCCUCGAGUAACCCUGCGCCGCCUUCGUCACCCACACCCAGGACCUUCAUAGGCGAACUUUAUAGCCUUCCAGCUGUUAAUCGAGUAUGCCAAAAGGUGGUAUCCAUUCACGCCACGUUGGGUCGAUUGGUGCCUUUCUACUCCCGCCUCUUCACCACUGUCCUCUCCAUUGCCUCAGCAUUGACGCACAGAGUCGGCCAAUGGGAUUUCGUCCGUACUGCUGUUCAAAGAGGAGAUGCAAUAGGGCUGCUGGCGCUCGACUACAUACGAGGAUCAUACCUACACCCAAGGGACUACCUUCAGAAGCUAAUGGACGGUGUGCAAGGAGUAGUGGUGCGGGGAGCGUCUGUACUAGCAGUCCAUCCUUUUGGCCGCCUGCCAUGUCGCGUCACUCUGGAGAUCACCGGCAGGAUUCAAAGUAUUCUCGAGGCCCUGAAACUUAAUGACAAGCCUUGCCUCGGGGAAGUGUUCAUCAUCGGGCGGCUGCAACGGAUCUACAGCCACGGCCUGGCCACCCUGGCUGUUCGAGUGAAGACCUGCAAUUGCGUGCUGGAAAACUUGCAGAAAGAAAUAAAAAAUGCAGAGAAAGCAAUAAAAAAUGCAGAGGCUGAAACAAACUUGGAUGUUUUGAAGAAGAGAAAACGUUCUGUUAAUGAUGGAAAUGGCCGAAAUUCAUCUAGUUCAGACGAUGAUCCUUCUGAGCCUCUCGAAACUUCGCAUUCAAAGAAGGAGGACGAGCACCACGGGGAAGGUUUCGCCUCUCCCGUGAACAUCAACGUGACCCAGCACGACUGAGGGGCUGUUCGUCCAGCCGGAGGUGGUGCCAAGACAUCGCGAAGUGGCGAUGAUUUUUGUUCUUUAUCGCCUGUACCUAGUUACAUAGAAUCUAAUCAUUCCUUGAAUUGUAUUAAGAAAAUCAUAUAAUUAAACCUGUUUGAAUUUC
Messenger RNA from Eriocheir sinensis (Chinese mitten crab), 1015 nucleotides. RefSeq lists its product as uncharacterized. The record is from RefSeq and is a predicted model, not a curated record. Bases 49 to 867 code for a protein of 272 amino acids. The transcript has 8 exons. NCBI's taxonomy places the organism in Eukaryota, Metazoa, Arthropoda, Malacostraca, Decapoda, Varunidae.